This is a messenger RNA of Helobdella robusta, 198 nucleotides long. RefSeq lists its product as hypothetical. Gene Ontology annotation, biological process: negative regulation of transcription by RNA polymerase II; positive regulation of transcription by RNA polymerase II; cell differentiation. Lineage: Eukaryota; Metazoa; Annelida; Clitellata; Rhynchobdellida; Glossiphoniidae. The transcript is spliced from 2 exons. The record is from RefSeq and is a predicted model, not a curated record. The annotation marks the transcript as partial. Gene Ontology annotation, molecular function: RNA polymerase II cis-regulatory region sequence-specific DNA binding; nuclear receptor activity; zinc ion binding.
UGUAAAGUUUGUGGUGAUUUUGCCAGUGGGAAUUAUUUUGGCGCGCUAGUCUGCAUUCCAUGCAAGACGUUCUACCUGCGAUACUCUCACGGACGUUUCACGUUCGAAUGCAAGGGUAAUCAGAACUGCGAAAUUACGGUGACCACGAGAAUACAGUGCAAGUAUUGCAGAUUUAUGAAGUGCAAAGCAGUCGGCAUG